UGCCACAUCUGUCACUGUCAGAAUAAUACCUAACAUAAUAAAUUCAAAAUAAUUAUACUAACCAUAGAUAAAAUAUAUUGAUACUAACUCUUAUCUAUGAAUUAUACAAACGACUGGAAAAACUGUAUUAUAUGUUUUGUGGGAAAAACUAUUCCUGAGUAAAAUGUAUAACUUUACCUGACCAACUAUUUACGAUGUCAACCCAAAAAGUUGCUGUGGUUACAGGGGGCAACAAAGGUAUUGGAUAUGCAAUAGUUAAGGGCCUUUGCGAGAAAUUUAAGGGUGCUGUAUAUUUAACAGCUAGAGAUGUUGGUAGAGGAGAAGCAGCAGUUAAGAAAUUGAAGGAACUUGGUUUCAACCCUCUAUUCCAUCAACUGGACAUUACAGACCAGUCUAGUGUUGACAAAUUCAAGGAAUAUAUUAAAUCAAACCAUGGGGGCAUAGAUAUUUUGGUUAAUAAUGCUGCUAUAGCCUAUUUGGGUAAUGCAACUAUACCUGAAGGCCAACAAGCUGAAGAAACCAUAAAAGUCAACUAUUUCGGGACACUAAGAGUAUCUGAGGCACUUUUCCCACUAUUACGCAAUAAUGCCAAGGUUGUAAAUAUUUCCAGCUCUGCUGGUCAUCUUAGCAUGAUCUCAUCUGCAGACUUGAAGGCAAAAUUGGGCGAUUCUAACUUGACCAUUCCAGACCUGAACAACUUGAUGGAAAAAUUCGUAAAGGAUGCCAAAGAGGGCAAAGCAAAAUCAGAAGGUUGGCGUCAUGCUUACUUCGUGUCCAAAGUAGGACUGAGCGCCCUGACCUUUAUCCAACAGAGAUUGUUCGAUAAGGAACAACCGAACAGGAAUAUUGCGGUCAACGCUGUGCAUCCCGGCUACAUAAACACUGACUUGAACAAUCACCAAGGACCGUUAACUAUUGAAGAAGGCGCAAAAGCUCCCCUUUAUUUGGCUCUUACGGCUGAUUUCAAAGGAAAAUACGUCUGGCACGAUUGUAAAAUUGUUGACUGGUAUGGAACUAUACCUUCGUUGUAUUAAAUUGCAACAAAGAUGUUUUUUGUAUUUACAUGUUGAUUUUGUACUUUUAAGUUUAAAAUAUAUAUUUUAGCAGCA
Messenger RNA from Anoplophora glabripennis (Asian longhorned beetle), 1109 nucleotides. RefSeq names its product carbonyl reductase [NADPH] 1. The record is from RefSeq and is a predicted model, not a curated record. The coding region runs from base 195 to 1034 and encodes 279 amino acids. The transcript is spliced from 4 exons. NCBI's taxonomy places the organism in Eukaryota, Metazoa, Arthropoda, Insecta, Coleoptera, Cerambycidae. Gene Ontology annotation, molecular function: carbonyl reductase (NADPH) activity.